Molecule: messenger RNA, 1062 nt
Organism: Plasmodium cynomolgi strain B
Lineage: Eukaryota; Apicomplexa; Aconoidasida; Haemosporida; Plasmodiidae
Exons: 2
Coding region: 1-1062 (353 amino acids)
Source: RefSeq, a predicted model, not a curated record
AUGGAAUUAAACGGCGAAAAUUUGUGCGUAAACUCCCUCCGAAGAAUUAGCUUCCCCUACGAUGGUUAUAACACACAAAUGGGGUCUCCAUUUUACGCUGGCUGUAUGGGCGAGUUAUGCCACUCCAACCCAAUUGUCGAAGUUCCUGAAGUGAGAGAAAUAACCAGAUUUGUAGAUUCCGUAAAGGUGGUAGACAUCCCAGUGGAACAGGUCAGAAUUGUCCCAAAAUUAAAAAUAAGAGAAAUCGAAAAAAUAAGACAUGUUCCAGGUCCAGUAGAGUACAUCGAUAUUGAACAGGAACAUAUUGUUCACAAACCGUACACAAAAGUAAUAGAAAAAAUUUACGAGGUGCCUGAAGUUGAAGAUGUACAAAUAGAGGUACCAAUUUAUGUACCUACACCAGUUGGCCCUCCGAAGGACGUCUAUAUCAAUGUCCCUUUACCGUAUGACGUUCCACAAUUUUGUUACAAACCAGAUAAACAAAUUGCACAAGGAAUUCCAUACCCUACCUUUCAGAGAGUGGUAAAUAAGGAUUCUAAUCUUUAUGCCGGGGAAGAUGCAUUCGAUGGUUAUGCAUCAGAUGUGGGCUCCUCUAAAAGGGAAAAAGGUGAAAUGUAUUCAGAUGCCCAAAUGAAGCGAAGGGCUACAUGCACAGAAAGCCGAGGAAAUGAUGAAUAUUAUAAUAGGGGUUAUUCUAAAAAUCAAACCCAUAUGGAUGGCCGCUACAUGGGUGAAGAAUCGAGCAACUAUUAUGAUUAUCAGAAUGGGGGGACCCAUAACGAGUACGAAAAUUACAAUGCGUAUGCUAGUAAUUACAGAUAUGACAGUAGAGGGAAUGGGAUUACCAAUAACGAAAAUAACCUGAACUCAUCUGAACCCUUUGAUAAAUAUUAUUAUUCAUAUUCGGCUUAUAAUGACAAUAGGGGGAGACAACCCCAAGAAGAGAAUUACGAAGACAACAAGAAUUAUGUGUACGGUAACGAUUUUUCGGAACAAAGUUCACCCACCAAGAGGACCUCAGCGGAACUUAUAGUGAAGCGGUCCAAAAAAUCCUCCUACUAA